Python bivittatus (Burmese python) is the source of this 516-nucleotide messenger RNA. NCBI's taxonomy places the organism in Eukaryota, Metazoa, Chordata, Lepidosauria, Squamata, Pythonidae. The record is from RefSeq and is a predicted model, not a curated record.
AUGCCGAACUACCUGGGCGUGGAGCAGGGGCUUCAGCCGGGGAGUUUUGACUUCCACUUCCAGGGGACUCCACAGGCUGCGGUCAAGAACGUCAAGAUGGCGGCCAGGAGGAAGUGUCUGCGGCUGAACCCCGAUGUCCCCAUCUGGACCUCCAAGCAGCGCAUCCUCUGCACCUUGAACCACAGCCUGAAGGACGUGCUCAACUACGGCCUCUUCCAACCAGCCUUCAACGGCCGGGCGGGGAAGUUCCUGGACGAAGAGCGCCUGCUGAGGGAAUACCCCCUGAAUCCAGACACCCCGGUCCCUUACCUGGAGUUCCGCUACAAGAGGCGAGUCUACUCCCAGACCCUGCUGGACGACAAGCAGUUUGCCAAGCUGCACACGAAGGCAAAUCUGAAGAAGUUUAUGGACUAUGUGCAGACCCUGAAUGUGGAGAAGAUCAGCAGAUUGCUGGAGAAGGGCCUGGACCCCAACUUCCACGACCCGGACACUGGAGAAUGCCCCCUGACCAUGGGU